AUGCGCACCCUUCCAUCCCGCAACCCGUCUAUACUCGCCACAUCGAAACACACACCCUCCUCCCCAGAACCAACACAGACAUGGCUCGCCUCACUCAUCCUUAUACUGUUAUUCAUAGCUAUCCCAGCAAACAGCCUCGAAACAGUAGUCACCGUGACGGUAACGGCAACAGCAACAGCAACAGCAACAGCGACUCCCACCGCCCCAAAUCCACCAUCCUACACCUCCCCCCAAGUCUUCAAGGAUGCAAUGCUCUCCGUGAGCAACACCUACCGCGCUGCACAUAACGCCAGCAACCUUGUCUGGAACGAUACAUUAUCCAGCUAUGCGCAAGACUGGGCGCAGGCAUCUUACCAUGCCCUCCGCCCCCUCUCCGCAAAACCGAAACAUGCAUUACUAACAAACGACCCCCUUCAAAAAAAGCACGGCCCAUACGGCGAAAACCUCGCAUACGGAUACGCGAAUGCCUCUGCAGCCGUGGAGGCGUGGGGGGACGAAUGCCUCAAGUAUAACUUUGAGGAGCCGACGGGGUUCACUGAGGCGACGGGGCAUUUUACGCAGUUGGUGUGGAGGGCUACGAAGGAAGUUGGGUGCGCGGCUGUGGAUUGUGGGUAUGCUUCGAACGACGAGAAAGAUGAUGAUGAUGAUGAUCGUGAGAAGAGAUCUAGUGACGAUGGGGUUCCAAGGGCACAGGGAUGGUACGUUGUCUGCGAGUAUACGCCGGCGGGCAAUGUGGUGGGUGGGGAUAAGGCGCUGGGGGAUAAGGGCUUUUUCAAGCUGAAUGUGCAAGCGUCGAGUACAUAUUCGGAUCCGUAUGGGACCUCCACUGCGCCGACUCAGACUCAGACGGCGGGGAGUGUUGUUGCUGUUAGGAGGCCGGUUGGGUAUUGGGCUGGGGUGGUGGUGGUGGUGGUGGUGAGUACAGUUUCCUCUGUAAGAGAUCCUAAUACCCUUAACGGGAGGUGA
Molecule: messenger RNA, 966 nt
Organism: Aspergillus ochraceoroseus IBT 24754
Lineage: Eukaryota; Fungi; Ascomycota; Eurotiomycetes; Eurotiales; Aspergillaceae
Product: putative extracellular SCP domain protein Pry1
Exons: 3
Coding region: 1-966 (321 amino acids)
Cellular component (GO): extracellular region
Source: RefSeq, a predicted model, not a curated record